Molecule: messenger RNA, 4017 nt
Organism: Priapulus caudatus
Lineage: Eukaryota; Metazoa; Priapulida; Priapulimorpha; Priapulimorphida; Priapulidae
Cellular component (GO): membrane
Source: RefSeq, a predicted model, not a curated record
AUGGCGGCCGUCUACGGCAAGCAGAAGACGCAAUACAAGGAAAGAGCGAAGAAAGAUACAAGGAAAGAGCGAAGAAAGAUACAAGGAAAGAGCGAAGAAAGAUACAAGGAAAGAGCGAAGAAAGAUACAAGGAAAGAGCCAAGUCUACGCAACCAGUCGUUGUUUUACUUCCGAGGAAGCAACUAUACUAGACGCAUCGUCGAGUACGGCGUGAUAUAUAAAACUUUCGCAAUGGGCGAACCAGAAAAGGAGACCUGCAUGCGAAAGAUCACGAAGACUAUAGUCAAUGGACUGGAGAGCUUCUUUUACAAGACGGGCAAGCUAGUCGGUGGCAACCCGUGGAUCUCGAUAUGGAUCGCUCUGAUCUUUACGAUCCUCUGCGGCCUGGGCCUGCUGCGCUUCUACCAGGAGACGGACAUGGAGGAUCUGUGGGUGCCGCCCAACGACAUCCUGGUGGCGGACACGAAGUACCAAAAGGAGCACUAUCCGUCACGCUUCCGUACCGAGCUGAUGAUACUCACUGCCGAAAACGUGCUGACGCCACAGGUUAUAAACGCGUUACUCGACAUAGAUUUAGAAGUGAAGAGUCUGAAUGCAUCGGGCAUCACCUGGGAAGACAAGUGCGUCAAGGUGGCGAGAAGUGUCUCUCUAACGGCUGCUGGAGAUGUGGGGUUUCAACGAGCGCAUCAUACGCAACUGACACAGGAUGAAAUCUUAGAGACGGUCAAUACCAUCACGUACAGCGACGAUGGCUUUGUGAUGCUGGAGGACAAUAGCGUCGUUAAUACUGGACUCGUCGGACUGGGAAAGGUGGACGAGGAGGCAGAAUUGUGGGAGGACGAGUGGAUGAAGAUAGCCACUCGCGGUCACGCCGACAUAGACAGGAUAUAUUACUUGGCCGGGAAAAGUAUCGAUGAGCUGGGAGCUAGCUCUAUCGUCGAUGAUGUAACGAUGCUAGUCUUCGGCUACGUGCUAGUUCUGCUCUUCGUCAGCUUCGUGCUCGGUCGAUUCAACCUCGUCGAACACAGGGUGUGGCUAGCUAUACUGGGUCUCAUCUGUGUCGGCAUGUCAUUAAUAGCUGGGUUCGGACUGUCGUCUUUGUGUGGACUGCUGUACGGUCCCAUACACAUGGUGCUGCCCUUCCUCCUUCUCGGCAAACGCGGUGCCAAGGGUGGCUACCGCGUGACGUCGCGGGGUCAAGGGUGGUCGCGGCAUGACGUCACGGGUCAAGGGUCGUUCAUCGCGUCCACGCCGCUGCUGCUGCAGCUGAUGAUGACGUCACACUUACUCGACAUAGAUUUAGAAGUGAAGAGUCUGAAUGCAUCGGGCAUCACCUGGGAAGACAAGUGCGUAAAGGUGGGCGAGAAGUGUCUCUCUAACGGGCUGCUGGAGAUGUGGGGUUUCAACGAGCGCAUCAUACGCAACCUGACACAGGAUGAAAUCUUAGAGACGGUCAAUACCAUCACGUACAGUCCCGUCUAUUACAUUCCCUACAAUCCUGAGCAGUAUCUGUCGGAGAUCAAGCGAAACGAGGAUGAUGAAAUCGUCGGUGCGGCAGCGACGAUGGCUUUGUGGAUGCUGGAGGACAAUAGCGUCGUUAAUACUGGACUCGUCGGACUGGGAAAGGCGAUUCCCGCGCUCACGUCAUUCUGUCUGUACGCGACCUUCUGCAUGGUGUGCGUCUUCUUCCUCACCUGCACGCUCUUCGUCGCCUGCGUGGCGUUAGAUCAGAGACGAGCCGACAAGCACUACGACGCCUGCAUCUGCUGCUACAGGCACAAGGACUACGAACCAUCGGAUUGCAGCCAGAUAGACCGAAUGCAGAUGUUCUUCGAGAAGCUGAUCGUGCCCGCGCUCAGAAUGACCCCCGUCAAGGUCGGUAUCGUUCUCGUCGUUGUCGGCCUGCUGGCGAUGAACACGUACGGCGUCGUUAACCUCGAACAAGAGAACGACCUGCUCAUCUACAUUCCGUCGGACACGUACGCCUACGACUUCAUGCUGGCGCUGCGCAAGUACUUCCCCAGUACUGGAUUGACGGCCGCAGCUUACUUCGCGGACGACGACUUUUACCUGAAACGGAACGUCAUACUGAACAUGACGACGAGCCUGCAGAAUAACGAGUGGGUGUUGGCGUCGACCGUCGACAGCUGGAUCGACAACUUCAAAAACUGGCUCGAACCGCAGGGCAAGCUACUUUGCGGAGCAACGCUAGGAAGCGAUGGCUUUCCUAAUAAUGAAACGGACUUUUACGCAUGCGCGUACUACUUCGUGACGGAGAGGCGGGCUAGGUACGUCGAUCACGUCAAAUUCAACAAUGAAACACAACCUCCAACUAUCGUUAUUAUCGAACGUGUGUUAAUUACGAACAUGCUUCUCGCCAUGGCUGCGGUAUUCGUUAUGACACUGCUCCUGCUCUCAGACCUGCUCACAAGCAUUCUAAUCGAUUUGGCUGGAACAGCGUACUUCUGGGGCCUGAAGAUUGAGAUCGGACUCACACUCAACUUCAUCCUAUGCACGGGUCUGGCCGUCGACUAUCCCGUGCACAUGGGCCACGAGUUCAUGUUGCAUUCGGGCAGCAGACAGACUCGUGCUGACAUGUCGUUGAAGCACAUGGGGGCGGGUUUCUGCGGUGGUUUCAGCACAUUCCUCGCCUUCAUUCUUCUCUCGACGUCGACUUCGAUCUCCUUCCAACAGUUCUUCAAGACCUUCUUCUGCGUUGUGCUGUAUGGUCUCUUCCACGCGCUGUUCUUCCUGCCCGUCAUUCUCAGCUGGAUCGGACCGGCCCCUUACCCGCGCGACACCGACGACAAACUGUCGCAGGAACUCGUGCGUGUCACCGACUCGGUAGGCUCCGACAACCCCGCCUUCGCAAACUCCGACUCUUUCUAUCCUGCACGCACUACCGACGAGAAACCCGGCUGGGAUAGCGGGAAGAAGCACGGUUUCGGUGAUGAUGGUGACGGCAAGAAAGACGCGCGUCUCUCUAACGGCACCCCGCACGCUAACCCACCUACGGCGCCUAACUCUCCCGCCGACGUCAGAGGGCGCUCCUGUCCCACCUGUCAGUCGCCGGCGAGCGAGGGCGCCUUCAAUUGCAAAUGCUCGCCGAAGAACGUGUUCUUUACGUUCGACAGCGUCGGCGAGGUUCCCAUCACGCUCAGCCCUGCCGAUGACGACGUCGACUUUAAGGGUCGCCUGACGAUCGACGACGAAAGUCUUUCGACGCGGUUGUAGUUGCUAUGGUUACUAACCCACUACGCUUGGUGUCUAUUUUUUCUAUCUUGUUAUGAUGAACUUGCCUGCUAUAGAUAAUCAGUGGUUCUCAACCUGGGUGCGGGGGGAGGUGCAUAACAUGUUGGCUGGUUUCAGUUACAAAUCAAAUGAGCGUUUCUCCCGAUUUUAUACUCUGCAUAUUUUGUCGCUACAUGCGUCAUUUAACUGUACAGGUGGCUGUACUCUACGAAAUGGCACUAAUUGUAAGUAUUGUAGUAUAACUAAUUAGCAAUAAGAGCUGCAUUAGGAACAACAGAAGCGAGAAAUAUGCGGAAGAACCGAAAAAUGACGGCCUCCAAACAAAAGGGUUGAGAACCACUGCGUAUAUCUGACGAAAAAGAAAUGAAUGCAUGCUCGUUUUCGUCACGUAUGUUCGUUCAGCUAUAUAUGCACAAUGUAACCUUAGUCGCUUACCUCUGAUAAUACAGAAGCAUGAUUUCCACUGUAGUCUCUGUAGAACUGUCUAUACUGCACUUCGCACCGCAAAUGAAGUGGUAUUGGUUUCGCGUUCGAUUGUAGUGCACAGUUUUUAUCAGUAUUCUGCAUGCCUUCGCAGUUCACACUCACUACUGCUAGGACGACAGUGUACGCGCGUGAUAAUUAUUGAUAAAAGUCCAUAAUUCAAGCAGUCAUUAUUUAUAUAGAAAGGAAUUACGUAUGUACAUAAAACUAUGCGUUGUUAUCAAAUAUUCAUCUCGUACGUAAGUUACAUCUUCAUUUUUUGCGACAAACUUUAUGAUUCAA